Messenger RNA from Tremella mesenterica DSM 1558, 303 nucleotides. RefSeq lists its product as uncharacterized. The transcript is spliced from 2 exons. The record is from RefSeq and is a predicted model, not a curated record. Lineage: Eukaryota; Fungi; Basidiomycota; Tremellomycetes; Tremellales; Tremellaceae. Bases 1 to 303 code for a protein of 100 amino acids.
AUGGUGUUCUAUGCUGGAUUGAAGAAGGCAGGGAAGGGACCAAGUAAGGAACAUCCAUGUGCUCGAUGUGGAUUGGUUGAUCAUUGGGUAGUAGACUGCUCAGUUCCUGCAUCCUCGAAUGAGCGAGCAAUCACCUCGUUUGAAUGCAACAAUAUCGAACCUCUCCUCCUCACCACCAACAUCAACUCGAUCUCGCUGGCCGCUCAUUCGAGUCAAUGGAUUCUUGACUCUGGGGCAAGUGAACACAUGAUUGGGGAUAUCAACUGGAUGAAAGAUCUCAAAUUGACCGAGUCGAUCGCUUGA